AUGGCUAAUCUCAGCCCCGCGGCUCGGCCGGCGAUAGUCGAUCAUGUCUUUCUGCGCGACAUCAAUCUGCAUCUCCCAGCAGGACCGGAUCCAUGGCAUCGCGCAGGUAAAGCGCAGCCAUGCACAGCGGGCGUGAAGCUGUCGUACUCGUCGGCCAUCGCUGCUGCGACUGCAGAUGAUGUGUCGCUGUCGAUUGACUAUGGGAAGCUAUACCGUCGCAUUGAGAGCGAGAUUCAGAAUGCGGGCAAGAAUGUUGCGUUGGAUGUGACGACUACUACUACUACUACUAUUACGGCAAAGACGACAAGCCCCGAGAUUGCUGCAAAGAGAGCGGACAUUUUACUGGGUCACGACGUGCGCAUUCUCGCUGAUCUGGUUGCAGACUGCGCGCUCGGCUUGCUGGAUGAAACGAUCGCGGGCGUGCGCAGAAUGGCUCAUGUUCAUCCGGGCUCGCCGAGUCGGAGACGAGCCAGCCAGGCCAGUCGGCGCCUGAGCAGUGGUUCGUAUAGUGGUAGCAACAACAAUAACAUCAAUGAGCGUGCCGGGUCCGAGGCGCUGGACGCUACGUUUGGCGAGUGCGAGGUCUCGGUGCAUCUGCCCGGCGCGCAUUUACGGGCUGAGGGGGGUCUGAAGUAUCGAAACGUGUCGACCUGGGCGUACGACCGAUCCUCGUAUGGCUCUGCGGAAGACGCGGUGGAAAGUGCUAGGCAGACGCUGGUUGUGAAUCAGGAGUUCCGCGUUGAAGGCAUUCGCUGUUAUUGUAUUCUAGGCGUCAACUCUCACGAGCGACUCGAGAAGCAGUGCGUCCUUGUCACACUGGUCUUUCAGGGCUCCGGUGAGCCUACAUGGGGCUCGACGGUUGUCGAUACUUAUCAAGAAAUGGUCAAGGUGGUAGCCGAGAGAGUGGAAGUCACGUCUUACCAGACCGUCGAAGCCCUGGCGACGUCUAUCGCUCGCAUCGUGACGCUUUUCCAGACUCUCUCGAUUCGAUUCUCUAUGUGCCAUCCUUCAACCGCACCGUCAAUUUUCACUUAUUGCCUUGCAAAUGGCCUGCCCUUGAGCCUCAUCGAUCAACCACUCUCGCAUACCUUUGCAGGCGCCUGUGCACCGGCAUCGGCUGACCUCGAAGAAGCUCUCAUUUCCGCCGCUCCUUUCCUUCGCCGGCUGGGUGCUCCUUUCCCCGACGUGGUGUGGCUAGGGGUAGAGAGUCCGUCCUGA
Messenger RNA from Talaromyces rugulosus, 1218 nucleotides. RefSeq lists its product as uncharacterized. Gene Ontology annotation, biological process: folic acid-containing compound metabolic process. NCBI's taxonomy places the organism in Eukaryota, Fungi, Ascomycota, Eurotiomycetes, Eurotiales, Trichocomaceae. The record is from RefSeq and is a predicted model, not a curated record. Gene Ontology annotation, cellular component: cytoplasm. Bases 1 to 1218 code for a protein of 405 amino acids. The transcript has 3 exons. Gene Ontology annotation, molecular function: dihydroneopterin aldolase activity.